GCGGGCGGAGCGCGGCGGGCGGCGGGCGCGGGGCUCCGGGCGGCGGGCGGCUGGUGGGCGCAGGCUCCCCGGGGCCCGCCCCUCCGCCGGAGCGGGGGGCACGGCCGGGCGGCCGGGGAGGGGCCGGCCCCGCCGCGGCACGAUGAGCCUGCUGUCGGCCAUCGACACGAGCGCCGCGUCGGUGUACCAGCCGGCCCAGCUGCUCAACUGGGUCUACCUGUCGCUGCAGGACACGCACCAGCCCAGCGCCUUCGACGCCUUUCGGCCCGACGGCGCCGCGCCCCCGGAGCUGGCCUUUGGCAAGGGCCGCCCGGAGCAGCUGGGCUCGCCGCUGCAUUCCAGCUAUCUCAACAGCUUCUUCCAGCUGCAGCGCGGAGAGGCGCUGGGCAGCAGUGUGUACAAGAGCACCUCGCCCUACGGCUCCCUGCACAACAUCGCUGACGGCCUCAGCUCCCUCACCGAGCACUUUUCGGACCUGACGCUCACCGCCGAGAGCCGCAAGCCCAGCAAGAGGCCCCCGCCCAACUACCUGUGUCACCUGUGCUUCAGCAAGGGCCACUACAUCAAGGACUGCCCGCAGGCCCGGCCCAAGGGCGAGGGGCUGACACCCUACCAGGGCAAGAAGCGCUGCUUUGGCGAGUACAAGUGCCCCAAGUGCAAGAGGAAGUGGAUGAGCGGCAACUCCUGGGCCAACAUGGGGCAGGAGUGCAUCAAGUGCCACAUCAACGUGUACCCCCACAAGCAGAGACCCCUGGAGAAGCCCGACGGCCUGGAUGUCUCAGACCAGAGCAAGGAGCACCCGCAGCACCUCUGUGAGAAGUGCAAAGUCCUGGGCUACUACUGCCGCCGCGUCCAGUGACCGCCGCCGCCCUGCACAGGGCCAGGCGCACUGCCCGUGCCACCGGGGACGCUUCGUUUCCGGGUCAUGUGGGCUGACAAGCAGUGUUAUGGACACAGAUGCCCCCAUAAGCCAGGCCUCUGCCACACUCCCCCUGGUGGGCCUGGGCUGGGCUCGGGGUGGGGUGAGCAAGCUCCAGUGCUCAGGGCUCCAGAGAACCGUGGUCGGGGGCUGCAGGCCCCUGCAGUGUCCCCUCCUCGGGGCCUUCUUGGGGUCAGCAGCGUUGUAUUGGCUACAAAUGCACUAAAUUUACUGUGAAUCCCAAAGCCUGUCCCCUGAGACCAGCCAGGCACCUCCAGAACCUUCCCGUCAGCAGCACCUCUCCAGGGCCGCCCUGUUCCCUACCCCCUGGGCUCUCCAGCCACUGCCAGCCCGGCACCUGCUGCCCACCUCCAUGAGCCCCAAGCUCUGCCAAGCUGCCCCGACCCCGUUCGGGUCAGGGAUGGGGAGGCGUGAACGAGGACCUGGCUGGGCCCUGCGCUGCUCCCCGGGAUGGCCCCAUGGCAAGGGGCGGCUGCUCUGCAGAACCCCGCGGGCUACAGGCGCCAAGCCCACCCCACACGGCUCUGCUGCUCCAGGCAGGACUCAGCCUGGUGGGGGCCCCAUCCCCCUCUCGCAGGGAGCCCGCCCGGCUCCCCCGUUGUGCAGUGGGGCCUGUGAUUUCCUACCUCCCAAGGGGCCUCUGGACUGCAUAAAGCAGGUCUGGGAGGGGGUGUCCUGCCCCCAGGAGAGACCUGAGUCAUUGCCCUGGAGGGGCCGGGGCCCUGCCUGCCAGGGUCCGCCACACAUCCCGCACCCCCAGUGUGCCUGUGGAGAAGACUCGGCCUUCACCGCAGCUGCCGGAGCCCCACACACGCUCCCGACGGCCACCGCAGGCUCCUGGCUAGACAGCAAGUGGGUUUGAGGCACAGCUUGGGGGUCCCGGCCCUGAGAGUGUUUGUUCCAGCCUGAGCCCUGCCAGCUCGUCCUGCCCAUGGGGACUGAGUAGCAGCAUGUAGCAGCAGGUGGUGCUGGCAUCCUGGCAAGUUGGAGCCACUGGGCAAGUCAGCCUCACUGCUCCCAGGCAGGGCCGUGGGCAGGCUCGGGGCGUGUGCAGGCUCAGGGCGUGUUCAGGCUCCAAGGGGCCGUGUGCAGGCCCAGGGGCCAUGGGCAGGCGCCAAGGGGCCGUGGGCAGGCUCAGGGGCCAUGGGCAGGCUUGGGGGACGUGUGCAGGCUCAGGGCUGUGUGCAGGCUCGGGGCAUGUACAGGCUCCAAGGGGCCGUGUGCAGGCUCAGGGGCCGUGUGCAGGCUCAGGGGCCGUGUGCAGGCUCUGGGGUGUGUGCCAUGGGCCCCGCCCUUACAGGGACCUGGCCCCACAGGGAAGGCAUAGGGUACCCCAAGAUACCUGUGUCGUGGAAACAGAAGAACCCUGAACCCUGCAAAGAGCUGGAGCUCAGGACCCAGCGAGCUCUAGACUGAUGGUGUCGGUGGGUCUGUCCGGCUGCAGGCACCAACCACGCAGGGGUCUCUUGCCCUGUUCAGUGGCACAGGGGUGCUGUGUGGUGAGCAAGGCCAGGCCGUCCAGGCCACGUGCUGGGGGAAGUAAGUGCCAGAGGGUCGUGUGAGUUGUUCAAAGGGACGGUGGUUGGCAGAUGGUAGGUCCUAGCCAGCUGGGGGAGCUAAGAGUGUUUACCCCAUAUGAAGUAUUCAAUAGUUCUACUUGUGAGUUUGUAUUUAUUUUGAGUUAUACUUGACACAGAAUUCCUUUUUUUAAAAAAAAAACUUACUAUGUGUGUAUUUUGAAAAUUAGUAGAUGUUAAAAUUUCUGCAUGGCUGCCAAUUUUCUCACAACACUGAAUUUGUUACCUUCUCCCCAAAAAUCUUCACCAUGAUUUUUGUCUGUAUAUAUCUGAGGGCCUUAAAGAAAGGAAAGGGAAAGCACAUAAUUGCUUGGUCUUUGGGGAGAAACAAACAAAAUGAAGCGUUUUAAGAGCUUCAGAGCUUUCAGGAGGCCGAUCAAAUAUCAACAAGGAUUUCUGAAAGUAUUUUUCCACCUUCUGGUCAAGCUACAAGGAACUAUUUAGGGUGAGAAAGUCUCCCUUAUGCCCGUUGUUGGAGUUUUGUUUGAUCCCCCCCCUUUUCUCCUAUGCUUUGGUCUGUAAAAAGUAUGCAAAGUGAACUGCAGUGAGAAGGAAAUAUUGUUGGCAUUGUGCGGAGUUGGUGCCUGGCCUGGCUGGGGCAGCCGUCUGCAGCCCCUGGAGCCAUAUCACUGUUACUCGUAUUUUUCCCUUUGACAGAAAUAUCAGUAUUAAGUAGCCAGCCUGCCCUGAGUGCUGAGAUGCUCCCUGUGCUCCUUGUGUAGACGUCUGUGUGCCGGGGCAGCGGCACCGUUCUGGGGGAAGCUGUUCUAGGGGCAGUGGGAAGGAACCUCUGCUGAGAGGCUAACCUAGUAUCUAAUCCAUUUCUCUCGCACCUUAUUAUUACCUUGUUAUUGCUAUUAACUUGGGGGUUGCUGGGACCGGCCCUGGCCUGCAGCCUCUGCAGGGCAGCGGGCUCGGCUCCCAGCUGCUGGGACGACAGGAUGACAGGAGCGUGAGGCCACCGCCAACCCAGGCUCUUCGCCCUUGGAUUUGUCACCCAGAGUCCUUCCAUCUGUCCCCACGUCAUAUAAUCGACUUGAAUCUACCCUGAAGUAACCCGUCAUCACUGCAUCGUAGCCGGUGGCCACUAACCCUGACAUCAGCCUCGAGGGGCAGCCUCCCUCCGCACCCGUCCGUGUGUCUGUCUGUGAAUGUGUGUGUGUCCAGCUAAAAAGACAAACAGAGCCCGAGGGCCCAGCCCGCGGCCAGCGGAGAAGGCUCCAGCCUCACGGCCCCGGAGCCGGCCCUCGGGAUGGCAUUCCGCUGUGUGCCUUAUUCCUGGAGAUCUGUACAGCUCGCGUCAGACAAGCAGCCCUUCGUGCUGUAUUAAAAGGACUUUGGAAAGCAA
Messenger RNA from Sorex araneus (European shrew), 3865 nucleotides. RefSeq names its product zinc finger CCHC-type containing 24 (gene ZCCHC24). Lineage: Eukaryota; Metazoa; Chordata; Mammalia; Eulipotyphla; Soricidae. Bases 143 to 859 code for a protein of 238 amino acids. The transcript has 4 exons. The record is from RefSeq and is a predicted model, not a curated record. Gene Ontology annotation, molecular function: zinc ion binding; nucleic acid binding.